AUGGAGUGCAGAUUUAGCAACUAUAUGGACAAAUGCUCAGGUGGACAAAACUACCUCACGGUUGACAAGCACGGCAAAGUGAGCCUGCUUUCAUUAAAGUCACUGGAAAGUUUGGCGGAGGCAGACUGGAAAUCCAUCAAUCCACCCAAAAAACUAAACCACCGUGGAUUCCGAUUCUGGGUCUCUCGCUGUACUGAAAAAUGCCUUACAGUCGGGAACACAAAGAAACGAACUGUGGGUGUUGCUGAAUGUAAGUUUGAUGGCUCUAAUCCUUACCUGCUCUUUGCCUUCCAUUUCCAUUACCAUAAAGCGUUCUGCUGUUGCGGUCUUCACAAUGAUUAA
Ilex paraguariensis (yerba mate) is the source of this 342-nucleotide messenger RNA. Lineage: Eukaryota; Viridiplantae; Streptophyta; Magnoliopsida; Aquifoliales; Aquifoliaceae. The record is from the annotation of a GenBank genome assembly.